Messenger RNA from Symbiodinium necroappetens, 1796 nucleotides. Lineage: Eukaryota; Dinophyceae; Suessiales; Symbiodiniaceae. The record is from the annotation of a GenBank genome assembly.
GCAACGGGCGAAUGAGGAUUUUCAUACACAACGUAGACUCCUACAUCGGAAAGGCGCUGGUCAAGGAGCUUCGGAAAGCCGAAGGCGGCUUGAACCGCAUCUUUGGAACAGCCUCGAAGGCGGACCAGGCACCUGCCGCAGUAAAGCGAAUCGUCUGUCGAGAUGACCCCAAGAAGGCCAAGAAGAUGGCUGAGACGAUCCAGUCUUGCCGUCUGGUGGUCAUCAGCCUUGCGGACUGCACGCUGGAAGAUCUGCACUUUGCAAUCAAUGCCUUGAAAGUGGAUCCAAAGGCGAAUCCACCGAAAGUCUACGGCGAGCUGGAGAGUGACGUCGUUUUCAUCGCAAUCUCCUCUGUGCCCACCCCGACAUUUCGGCUCAAGUUCCAAAAAAAGGCACAUCGAACUGUGUGCCGGACACUGGCCAUGGGCCAGUGCCGAGUGGCUUCCGGCCCUGUGCGAAGCCGAAAAAGCCGAUGGCCUUGCCACCCCUUGGGUCUGGCACUUUUGGCUUGGGUGCUCUUGCAGGAUGCGGACCUGCUUGAGUGGGAGCGCGAAACAUCCGCGGGUCCUCUCACUGAGCCUCGGGGGCUCGAGCAUCCAGCACAUCAAGUCCAUCCAGCCUUCAACCUGGGCCAUGUGACUCGCAGGUCUACGUGUGCCGGGGCCACUUGUGUUCAUGGUCCGAGUCAGGCAGUUUUUGCCGGCCGGCCGUCCAAGAUGCACGACGUGAGUAGGCCUGGCAUGGUGAAUUCGCCCAGUUCCUUCGACCAUAGCCUGGAAUACCUUGCAGCCGGUGGUUUAGCCACAGCCGGCAUCCUCGCAGCUCGAAAAGCUUCUGCAAGCGAAGCUGAUGGGUGGAUACGCCAGCUAGUCUCCCCUGGGACAUUGUGCAUAAUCAUUCUGGUCUUCCAGAAAUGCUCUGCGGAUGCGCUGACCUGGUGGACAAAGGCCCGAUGCAGCUUGUCCUACUCCGGGGCAAAUGUUACAUUGCUCAGCGAGGUGUUCAAGUUCCCGUUGCUUCUCCUGGCCAUCGGCUACAUCAAGUCUCCGCAGCAAGUAAUACCCACCAUCAGGACGGCCUUCACCCGAAAGCCAUUCUCCAUGUGGUGGGUCGGCCUGCUAUACGCAGCGCAGAACCUCCUCUACUUCGCUUGCCUUCAAUAUUGUUCUGCUGCCACAUACCAGGUCUUGAGUCAGAGCAAGCUGAUCUUCACUGCGGGUUUCAUGUCGCAGAUGCUUGGAAAGAGCUUCUCCAGCAUGCAGAUCGUCGCCUUGGGCCUGCUGCUCCUAGGAACGCUUUUUACGCAGCUGGCCGAAGUCUCGGGCCCUGCGGUUUUGAGCGGAUCAGCUCCUUGGUUGGGCGCCGGCCUGACGGUGCUCUCAGCCCUGCUCUCCGCGCUGCCGAAUGUUUUCUACGAGCGUCUCCUGAAGGAAGACAAGGACGAGUGGGUCACAAACCUGCAGCUUACCACCUGGAUUUGCUUGUGGGUCAUCCUUAUCAAAGCGGCGGGGAUGAUCGUGCUGGGCACUGGCCCCGGACUUCCCUCGUUGGCCGAAGCCACGGCCGGCUUUAACGCCUUCGUUUGGGUGAUCGUGGCCUUAAAGACGUUGAACUGCAUCAUCAUCCCGUCGUGCCUGAAAUAUGCGGACAACAUAUUGUACGGCUACGCCAAGCCCAUCUCAAUUGUGCUGACAUGCGCAGCGACGUCGGUGGCGACAGGCCAAUCGCCUUCGCUGACGAUGGUGGCGGCAAUCAUCUGUGUGGUUGUGUCAAUCAUAGUAUAUGGAAGAGGGUGA